Aspergillus candidus is the source of this 749-nucleotide messenger RNA. RefSeq lists its product as uncharacterized. NCBI's taxonomy places the organism in Eukaryota, Fungi, Ascomycota, Eurotiomycetes, Eurotiales, Aspergillaceae. Bases 179 to 370 code for a protein of 63 amino acids. The record is from RefSeq and is a predicted model, not a curated record. The transcript has 2 exons.
GUUGCAUCGGAUUUGCAUCUCUUCUCUCGAAUGAUCUCCCUCCGCCUCCCCCUUUUCUUCUUCUUUUCUUUUUCUCUUCGCCAGGGAUUCUCUUCGAUCGGAGCGUUUCCGGUCCCCAUGAUUGGCCCCGUACAUCUGUCAUCAUUGCAUUCAGGCAAUUUCGUCCAGGCUUGGCUGAAUGGGUGGCGCCAAUGAUGCCACUGAUAGCGGCGGAUGGCGCAUCUCUGUUCAGCAUUGGAAUCGCGAGCGGUCUAUAAUGAUGUACAUCUUUUUUUUUUCUUUCCUUUGUCUUGAUUCAUCCCAAGUUGGCUUUUGGUUUCAUUUCUUUUUCCUUGUUAGUGGUUAUUUUUGGCCCGUCUAUCUUAGCUAGUCCCAUCCCAUGACAAUGUGACACGUCUAGUUCAGCUUCCACUCAAUGAAGUCGGUGAAUCCUUCUUUCUUUUCUUUCGGACAUGACAAGGAAAUUGUAUGGGCACCAACGGCCGCCAUCCAUUCCGUGGCUUCAUGCGAACCGCCUACGUGCAGAAUAGGACAAAGGAUCUUUCUAUCUCUUUCUUUCAUAGUUGGGUAGCUACGCCAUAUACACAGCAAGUUGUGCCUCACUAUAGCAACAACUAAGUAUACACUCGAUCCAUCCCCGAUCAACACCGACAAGAACCCACACGUCCAAUGAAGCCCCGUCCCGGAUAGUGUGUCUCCCCGCGAAACAUCCCGCUAAAGAGGAACAGACAGACAGACAGACAGACAGA